Messenger RNA from Equus quagga, 2942 nucleotides. It is a transcript of the gene NVL, whose product is annotated as nuclear VCP like. The transcript is spliced from 23 exons. The record is from RefSeq and is a predicted model, not a curated record. Gene Ontology annotation, biological process: ribosome biogenesis. Gene Ontology annotation, cellular component: nucleus. NCBI's taxonomy places the organism in Eukaryota, Metazoa, Chordata, Mammalia, Perissodactyla, Equidae. Gene Ontology annotation, molecular function: ATP hydrolysis activity; RNA binding; ATP binding. Bases 52 to 2622 code for a protein of 856 amino acids.
CCGGCUCACGUGGAGCCGGCCGCCCGGGCUGUGGCCGGGGAGACAGACGCGAUGAAGCCCAGACCCGGGAGGUUCGUUGAUAACAAGCUGAAGCAGCGAGUCAUCCAGUACCUCACCAGUAACAGAUGUGGCAAAUAUGUGGACACUGGAGUCUUAGCAUCUGAUUUACAAAGAAUGUAUAGUAUAGACUAUGGUCGAAGGAAAAGAAAUGCUUUCAGGAUUCAGGUAGAAAAAGUAUUUAGCAUAAUUAGUAGUGAGAAAGAACUUAAGGAUAUAAGAGAAUUGGAAGAUGAACAUCUGGCAAAAAGAGCAAGACAAGGUGAAGAUGAGAAUGAGUAUACUGAAAGCUAUUCUGAUGAUGAUUCAAAUGUGGAAGAUUACCCAGAUGCACAGUCCGCAAAUCAUAUGAACAGUUCCCUGCUCUCCUUAUAUCGGAAAGGAAAUCCUGAUUCUGUUUCAAGUACUCCUGAGAUGGAGCAAAGAGAAACCACUGUCUCAACACCACGGAUAACUUCCAAAGCAGGCUCCAUUCCUUCAAAGACCCCUGCCAGAGGUUCUGACGGAGGAUGGUUUAUUGACAAAACGCCAGGUGGAAAGAAAGAAAGUUUUUUCCUGGACCUAUCAGAUGAAAAAAGUAAUCGUAAGAAGCUAAUAUCUGAGGUAGAGGAUUCGAAAGAUUCUUCUCUUCUGGAGAGUAAUGAACAAAGGAAAGGUAGGCUAAAGAGCAAAGGAAGCAAAAGGAAGAAAGAAGAUCUCCAGGAAGCAGAUGGAGAAAUAGAAGCUGUCCUGGAAAAGAGAGCUAAAGCCAGGGGGCUAGAGCUGCAGAUCUCCAGUGUAAAGUUCGAAGAUGUUGGAGGCAAUGAUACGACAUUAAAAGAAGUCUGCAAGAUGCUCAUACACAUGCGUCACCCGGAGGUGUACCACCACCUGGGCGUCAUUCCCCCUCGUGGAGUCCUCCUUCAUGGACCGCCAGGCUGUGGGAAGACAUUGCUGGCACAUGCAAUUGCUGGGGAACUUGACCUUCCGAUUCUGAAAGUAGCUGCUACAGAAGUUGUGUCUGGAGUAUCUGGAGAAUCUGAACAGAAGCUGAGGGAACUGUUCGAACAAGCUGUGUCAAAUGCACCCUGUAUCCUUUUUAUUGAUGAAAUUGAUGCUAUUACCCCCAAAAGAGAAGUUGCUUCCAAAGAUAUGGAACGAAGGAUUGUGGCCCAGCUCCUAACCUGCAUGGAUGAUCUGAAUAACGUGGCGGCUACAGCUCGGGUCCUAGUCAUUGGAGCUACUAACCGGCCAGAUUCCUUAGACCCUGCUUUGAGACGUGCUGGAAGGUUCGACCGAGAAAUAUGCCUGGGCAUCCCAGAUGAAGCAUCCAGGGAAAGAAUACUUCAGACUUUGUGCAGAAAACUACGACUUCCCGACACUUUUCAUUUUCGCCACUUAGCACACCUGACGCCGGGCUUUGUCGGCGCUGAUCUGAUGGCGCUCUGCCGAGAGGCAGCCAUGUGUGCAGUCCACAGGGUCUUAAUGAAGCUCCAGGAGCAGCAGAAGAAAGAUCCCGAGACUGAAGGUUUGCCAUCUGAAGGAGGCCGGGAAGAGAGGGCUGGAACUGAGCCCACUUCCGAAACACAGGAUGAAUUGCAAAGGCUACUGGGGUUGCUAAGAAACCAAGAUCCCCUCUCAGAGGAGCAGCUGCAAGGGCUGUGCAUUGAACUGAAUGAUUUCAUUGUUGCUCUAUCCUCUGUGCAACCCUCUGCAAAAAGGGAAGGCUUUGUCACUGUGCCUAAUGUGACGUGGGCAGAUAUUGGUGCCCUGGAGGAUAUUAGAGAGGAGCUCACCAUGGCAAUAUUGGCGCCAGUACGUAACCCAGAUCAGUUCAAAGCUCUUGGAUUGGUGACUCCAGCUGGAGUCCUCCUUGCUGGUCCUCCUGGCUGUGGGAAAACUCUGCUGGCAAAGGCUGUUGCAAAUGAGUCUGGACUAAAUUUUAUAUCAGUCAAGGGCCCUGAAUUACUAAAUAUGUACGUUGGUGAGAGUGAGCGUGCGGUGCGACAGGUGUUUCAGCGAGCCAAGAACUCAGCGCCCUGUGUGAUCUUCUUUGAUGAAGUGGACGCCUUAUGCCCCCGAAGAUCAGACCGAGAGACGGGGGCAAGUGUCCGGGUGGUGAAUCAGCUGCUUACAGAGAUGGAUGGUCUAGAAACACGUCAGCAGGUUUUUAUUAUGGCAGCCACUAACAGGCCAGAUAUCAUUGACCCUGCAAUCCUGCGCCCAGGCCGGCUGGAUAAGACACUCUUUGUGGGUCUGCCGCCCCCAGCAGAUCGUCUCGCCAUCUUAAAAACGAUCACAAAAAAUGGCACCAAACCCCCACUGGACACAGAUGUAAAUUUGGAACAAAUUGCUCGUGACUUCCGCUGUGAUCGCUAUUCGGGCGCGGAUCUCUCUGCCUUGGUGCGGGAAGCUUCUCUGUGUGCCCUGAGGCAGGAAAUGGCAAGACAGAGGGGUGGAAGUGAAAAAGGUGAGCUCAAGAUCAGUCAGAAGCACUUUGAAGAAGCUUUUGAGAAAGUAAAAUCAUCUAUAUCAAGAAAGGAUCAGGCGAUGUAUGAAGCUGUGCAGCGCUCCCUCAGCCGCUGAGUUGUGCAGCAGCCGCCGCGGAGGAGCCCGGCGUGGAGCCGUCGCAGAGGCCCCGGCGCUCCGGGCGGCCCGCCCUCGGCUGGACGUGGCCGUGGGCUCCUGCACCCACUCUCAAGCGAACGAGGCCGGGUUGGAGCCGAAGAAUCUUCUCCUCUGGCCAAGCUUCUGUGGAAACACCCCACCUCCUCUUUAAGAAAAAGAAAAAUUUUUUAACUGCAAAAUAAAAUAAAUGAUACUUUUUAAAAAUAAAAUGGUGGUUUUGAAACAAUCUCAACUGUACUGUGGAAAAGUUGCAAUUACAAUAAAAAAGAACGUUUUUU